UUUUAUUUUUUCCAAACUAUAGCCAACAGCGGUUUCAAGAUGGCCACGGCGAGCGCAGAUGAGCUCUCGUCACCAUUCUUAUCAAAAAUGCUUGGUAAACUCCAAGUACUCAGUACCAAUUUACGAUGUACAAAACAAUCAAACGGAAAAUACCUUUAUGAAUAUUCAAUACAAGUGCACCCUGAACAAGAAGACGAAGAUUUGGCAGAUAUCCUGCGUCCCGAAGGCGUAACGAAGGCGGAGAGUGCAGAUGGUUCUACUCAUGCCAAUUCGACAUACGCGUCUUCAGGAGAAAAUCAAAGCACCACUUCUUCUGUCAAUCGCAGCUAUCAUUCCGAAAUUAACUGCGUCUACAUGGUCACUGUACGAUUUGUGCUUUUUCAUCGGAACAUAAAUGGGAAGGCUCAAGCGACAACUAGAGCGGAAUUCUCUUCGCGUGUGCCCGUUCGCCAAGUCAUAGAGUAUUUCCGCUCUGAGACAGCUGUUGAUCAUCAUGGUGAAUUCAAGCCAAGACUGGCCUACUCCAUUGGACGCGGGUACGAUAAAACGUAUCCACUGACCAGCGACGAUUUGGACAAGCCUUUGUCAGAGCUGAUUGGAGAAGGAAAUGAUGUGAACACUCUCUCAAUUAUUGCUGAUGUGUGCUAGAUAUGCGAUUGCAUUUGUGAAUAUGUUUGCUAUAAUAAAUUCUCUGGAUUUCUUAUGACCGAAAUUAUUUUGUG
Messenger RNA from Cylicocyclus nassatus, 722 nucleotides. Lineage: Eukaryota; Metazoa; Nematoda; Chromadorea; Rhabditida; Strongylidae. The record is from the annotation of a GenBank genome assembly.